Molecule: messenger RNA, 1464 nt
Organism: Uncinocarpus reesii 1704
Lineage: Eukaryota; Fungi; Ascomycota; Eurotiomycetes; Onygenales; Onygenaceae
Exons: 4
Coding region: 1-1464 (487 amino acids)
Biological process (GO): nuclear-transcribed mRNA poly(A) tail shortening
Cellular component (GO): cytoplasm
Molecular function (GO): poly(A)-specific ribonuclease activity; RNA binding
Source: RefSeq, a predicted model, not a curated record
AUGGACCUAUCAAAGCAGUGCUCUCUAAGUAGCAAAUGGUCACUAAGAAACAUUCAAGCGAUCGAUGUCCUUCUAAAGAGCGGGUUUUGCAUGGAAGCACCGUUCAAAGUAGGCCUUCGGUACAUUUCCAGAGAAGAGGAACAAGCGGCAAAGGCUAGGGUUCGCGACAGGAAAACCCGCCUCGCUGCCAUGGAUGAUAUAAACCAUGACAACUUGGAUGCAGAAUCCGUCGCCUUUUUGGCAGAAACUCGCCGUGCAAUUGAUGACUGGGUCGGCAUACCUAAUAAAAAGGUGAAUUACGUGAAUAUCCCGGGCCCUGAGAAAAGAUCUGCUUCACCAUCAGGAAUAAACAACUACCAGAAGCGACUAGUACACCAACUUGUACGCUCAGAAUACCCUGAUUUAGUAUCAAUCGGGAAAUCAACCUUCAUUCAAGUCAUUCGGUACGAUCAACAGCGCGAAAAUUCUGUACAAGAAGCAAGAAUGAGGCGGGUUCGUGAGCACAUUUUCCACCAAACGGGAUUCCGAUGGAUAGUUGAGGCCAUGGUCGGCGGGGAUUUAUCGAGGCUGCCUCCUCAAACAUUUGUUGAUCCAAGUUGCGGCUCUCCGCGCCGUGAGGAGAAGAUUUUAGAGAAUUACGACUACAUGCAGGCGAAGUUGAGAUCCAAGCACCUCAUCUUAGUUGGACAUAAUCUGUUCACGGAUUUGGUUAAUUUCUACAAAUGCUUUUUUGGGAGUCUCCCAGACAAAGUAGAGGAGUUUCUAGCUACCAUCCAUGAAAUAUUCCCUACGAUAGUGGACACCAAGUACCUUGCAACCCACGACUGCGGGUCGGAUUUUCCGUCUUCGAUGCUAGAAGAGCUUGAUGAUAAACUAAAUGCAAAGGAGAGGCCAACGAUCACUGUUGAUCCCGACCAUCCUAAUUACAAUGACCAGAAACCCCUACAUGAGGCUGGAUAUGACAGCUUGAUGACGGCCCGCGUUUUCUUGCGGCUUGCCGCUCAACUCAGUGAGGAAGGAGAGCAUAUUGUUGCUACAGGAAAUGGCUCUCAGCAUGGUACCCAGGAUGCGGGAGAUAAACUAGAAUCUCGAACCACGGGUUUGUCCCCGAACGCCACAGAUAUACCCCCGUCAAGUUCUAUCAAGUCCACAGUUGUUAUACGUGGGUUAGACAACCAUGGGGGGCCCGCGGGUGUUCCAAGUCAUCAAAUAGCCAUUGCUCAUACUACCAAAUUCGAUAUCCUUGUUGACCGGAUGGAUGACGAUGAGCCGGAUGAUUUGGACUCUGAGGGUUACGUCUUCGAGGACGACCCUUUCCUAACAUCUGGCGGCAACCCGGCUGUCGAAUCCAAAGUAAAAAACGGUCAAUUGAUUCCUCGACUGGACAGCGAGUUCUGGAAAGUCUACGGAAAUAAGCUUCGAAUGUUUGGGACCGCGCAAAGGUUCUGUGAGCUGAAGGAUUGA